This is a messenger RNA of Mercurialis annua (annual mercury), 1747 nucleotides long. Its product is annotated as probable transcription factor KAN3. NCBI's taxonomy places the organism in Eukaryota, Viridiplantae, Streptophyta, Magnoliopsida, Malpighiales, Euphorbiaceae. The record is from RefSeq and is a predicted model, not a curated record. Gene Ontology annotation, molecular function: DNA-binding transcription factor activity; DNA binding. Bases 290 to 1438 code for a protein of 382 amino acids. The transcript has 8 exons.
GAUUCCCAUAUUUCAAUGAUUAAUAAAAAAAACAUAUAUCCCCAAAAACCAAACCAAGAAAACACUUCUCCUUACUCAUUCUUUUUCCUCUCUCAUUUAUUAAUAUUCAAACAUCAUUCCAGCUUGAAAAAUAUGCUCGGAUGGACGUUGGUUUAUCUUUAAUCUGAAUCUCUAUCGAUCAAAUGAAUGGCAGAAGAUUAUGAAUAUUAAAAAGAGCUGCAACACAUUCAGUGUCAAAUAAUUGAAAUAACCAUCAGUAAAAAUCAACAUCAAGAAAAGGAGAGAGAAGAUGGAAGAAUUAGAACUACGAGAUCAAGAACAAGAACAAGAACAAGAACAAGAACAAGAACAAGAACAAGAACGAGCUGAAAAUACGUUAUCUGUAUCAUCAUCACAAAAGUGGUCGGGUUUCGAUUUGAAUGAAGAAGCAGCAAGCUCCGAAGAUGAUGACGACGACGAAGAAGAUGAAAAGAGAAGAUCGGAAGAGAGUUCGUCAGCGAAUAAUACUUCUAAUUCGACCGAAAGACAAGAAGGUAGAUCGGCAGUUAGACAGUAUGUUAGGUCAAAAUUGCCGCGUUUACGUUGGACUCCAGAUCUUCAUCUUUCUUUUGUGCAUGCUGUUGAAAGGCUUGGUGGUCAAGAAAGAGCAACGCCGAAGCUAGUUCUUCAGUCAAUGAAUGUUAGAGGACUCAGCAUUGCUCAUGUAAAGAGUCAUUUACAGAUGUACCGAAGUAAGAAGCUUGAUGAGGCUGGUCAAGUACUAAACCAUGCGUACCGAUCAAUGGAAAGAAGAGAUAACUUUCAAGGAAUGUUAAACCAAUUUACUUCUAGCCCUCAACAUCAUUUCAGAAUGGAGAAUGGUGGAAUUGUUUUGGCUAGACAGUUCCCUCAGCAUUCAUUUGGUCACAAUCCUUCGCAUACUUCUCUCUCACAUAGACCAUCAAGUUUCAAAGAAAGCUUCUCAUGGCACAAGCGAUGGAGUAAUGAUCAUGAAUAUGGGAGAAGGCGAUGUAUAUUAGCAGGCAAAGAUCUGGAGAAAGAAUUGGAUACAACGAUGCGAAUUGGACCGUUGCGACCUAGCCGAUUUCUUGAACAAAAACGGUGGCCUCCAAUAGAUCAUUUUCUUAAAAAUCGACCUGAUCAGUCUCAACCAAUCUCAUCAAGACCAUCGGCUCAUGAAGAACCAACAUACCAUUGGAAGCCAACAGAAAUGGUUAAGCUAUCUUCGUUUCACUCACAUGAUUCUAUUGCAAAUUUCAAUUCCUUCAAAGCAGCAUUUGAGCCUCCACUUCGGCUUGAGCUGAAUCAAGAAAAUGCAUUGUCGAAGGAUAAAGAAUGGUUGCCUGAUUUACAAUUAAGAUUAAGUGAAAAAGUUGAAAUUGAAGAGAUUAAAAGUAGAAGCACACAGGAAAUCAGCACUAAACUUUCACUUUCAUAAUGCUAGCAGGAAGAUGAUACACGUGUCAUAGGAAGAGUUAAAUUUGGGGGAAAAAAGAUUAUUUAAUACAAACACCAUGUUAAUUAUUUAUUGGAAGCUCAAAUAGAAAUGGCAAUAGUGAGGCUGAGUACUUAAGAAUAUCUGACUAUGUAUUAGAGAUUAUUAUUAUGUAGAAGGAAAAAAUAUCCUAGGGAGAGUGAGAUCUUUUUAAGUACUUGUCUUAGAGCCAUUAUAUGAUCACCAAUCAUUAGUUUUGUGUGAUUUUUUGUUUUGUCUUAAUGUUAAUGGAACAGGAGAUUCAGUUUUUAA